Molecule: messenger RNA, 612 nt
Organism: Drosophila grimshawi
Lineage: Eukaryota; Metazoa; Arthropoda; Insecta; Diptera; Drosophilidae
Exons: 3
Coding region: 1-537 (178 amino acids)
Source: RefSeq, a predicted model, not a curated record
AUGCACAACUACCACAGCAUAUUAAUCGUACUUCUAGUUUGCCUGAUUUCAAUAUUGUGCUUUAAUGAAGCAGCAGAAAUUAAAUUCACAAAUGUGAUUUGUACGAGUCACGAUGAAUCGUGGCUUGUGAUCAACACUUGCCGACUGCGAGCUCUCAAUCGCAACAGGACAAUUUUGAACGCUAAUGCCACAUUGCUAAAGCCAAUCAAUGAAAUUAUCGUGGAUUUACAGAUUUUUCAGAAAGCUAAUGGUUACAAACCAUGGCUUUUUAAGUUCACUCUUGAUUUCUGUCGAUUUUUGAGGAAGGCAUAUAAUCCGGUUGCUAUAAUGCUUUUUAAACUGGGAAAAGAGUUUACAAAUUUCAACCAUUCGUGUCCUUAUAAGGAUGAACUAAUAAUUGAUGGCCUUUAUCUUCUCUAUGAGAAGAUGCCAAUUCCUUGGCCAGCUGGUGAAUUUUUAAUACAAAUCAAAGGAACAGCGCACAAAAAAAAACUGGUACUUGCAAAGCUUUACUUUUAUGUCAUAGAAGAUUUUUAAAAUUGUUUUUUAUGACAUUUUAAACGGUGUCUACGAGAAUUUGCAAAGAUGGGGUAUUUCUCAAUUACAAACUUA